CCAAGAUGCUGCUCACUGGACUCAACCAUUCUUUCGACUCUACUUGAGGUUGGCGAUGGAUCGAAAUAUCUCCAGCUCGUUGGUUUGCAAAUUAUGCCUGGAUGCUUACACGCUACCUGAGUUGGAUAACCAGGGGAACCUUCCCCACAUGUUGCUGUGCGGGCACGUGUUCUGCAGCGGCUGUCUGCUGUCCCUGGAGGACGACAAGGCCGUCCUCUGCCCGGACUGCGCGGUGGAGUCUAGCCUUCCAGAGGGUGGUGUCUAUGGCCUGGAGGUAGAAAGUCGGAUCAUCGGCCUCGUCUACACGGUCCGGAUGAAAAAGAUAAAGAGUGAAAGGACGGUCUUGGGCAGUGGAAGCAACAGAGCAGCAAGGCAUUGCUGGAAUUCCCAACAUCCCACACAGCGACCAAACGUCUCAACAGACGACGGCAAAACUGCAGAAGACACUGUCUCGACAAAUAAUGUCAUGCAAGCUGACACUGGCAAAGCGACUGACACCGUACCAACCGGCAGUGCUACUCCAACAAGCUACGACGGACAGGACUCUGGCAAGGCAAAGGGCGACGCAACAAAGAAGUGCAAACAACAUGGCAAAGGCAAAGACAUGGACGAUGUGAGAGAUGGCGAAGCCUUAAAGGAGAAAGGCCAUGUGGCGCAUCCAGAUCAGUGCGUUGAACCUCCUGCAGAUGGGAACAAGGUAGAGAAGCUGGUGGAUGAAGCUUUGACCAAAGCUGCAGAGAACCUGGCCCACCUGGAGCAGAUUCAACAGAUACUGUUGUUAGGACAGUCCCUCCAGGCAAAGAGAGAGGAGGAGAGGAUGCGCACGGAGGUCAAUGAAUCUGUGUUCCAAGCUAACCAGCUCCUCUUAGAGAGGCAGGAGGUGCUGCUGAGGGAGUUGAAGGCGAUGGAGGUUCACUUCCCCAGCACUGAGGUGCAGUUGGAACGGGUCCAGAAGAGGAUUGAGGCAGUGGAAAAUGCCGUGAGGAAGGCUCGCCAGGUCCGGCUCCACCCUUCCCUCGAGCUCUACUGUGACCUACACAUGGUAUUGGAAACCCUGCAGGCACCUGUGAUCAGGGAGAGUUAUGAUCUGAGCUGCGUCACCUUGGGAUCCGGAGUCAGCUGUGUGCUCCAGACUGACAGUCUGUCUGACUGUCUCAACGUGUGUCUCAUACUCAGAACUGGAUCCCCCAAACCAUUAACCGAAACCAGCCUGCCGGAGCAGCUAGCUACCGGACCCCUGCCAACGAGUGGUAGGUUGACUCUCCCAAAGGCUGAGGCGCUGCGGUGGACACCCCCUGCAGUAAAGGAGGUGGAGGGGGAAAAAAAUGAAAUAGUUUCUCCAAAGAAAGAGAUGGCGGGUUCACCUCACAGAGAGAAGGAGCAGCACGCUGCACCUCCUCCGGUGAUGGUAAGGAGCGACAGAGAGGACCAGGCUAGCGAUGCGGUGAGUGGCAGCAGGUCAGAGCCGACAACCUGCCUCAAGCCCAAGGUGAGAGCUCUGACCACAGUCGAACCUCCUGCUGCUCCCCGGCCCCUCACCCCCGACGUCGUCAUAGAGGCCUUCAUCGAAGAGGAGGAGGAAGAGCAGCGCUGUGAGGCUUCGCCGCCCACCGGCCCUGAACUGGCCAAUAACAAGUGGAGGACCCAGAAGAAGAAGACUCGAUUGGCAAUUGCGCCGCUUAAACAAGGGCCUGUCUCCAAUGCCUCCGUAUAUCCGUGGGUGGAGUUGAUCUAUGUGUUGAAUCCGAACCACUUCUACGUGCGCUAUGUGGCGGAGCUGAGAGAGGCGGCCAUGUUGUCUCAGAAGAUCAACCAGCUGAUCUCCAGACUCUCCAGCUUCUUCCGCUCGGGAGACACGCUGGAGACGGGCUCCCAGGUGCUGGUCAAUGAUAAAGUCCAUCGUUGGUGUCGAGGGACGGUCGUCCGUCUCUCCAAGAUAGGAAUGGAUGAUGUCACUUCGUGCCCCGCCCACCUGCUGACCAGCGCAAGCCUGUUCUUACUGGACCACGGCGUUACAAGUACCGUCAACCUGAACAUUGAGCUAGGGGAGGGAAUGGGCAAGAUGUCUGUGGUGAAGGAGCACCUAAGGAAGAUGGAUGACGACAUGAAGAUGGAGCUGAGUGGCUGGACUCCCCUUGCCAUCAGGUGUUCCUUGAAAGACCUGGUGCCUGCUGAUCUGCAGAGCGGUUGGGCUAAUGACGCCCAAGAGGCGUUGCUUCAGGCGGUGGGCUCUGCGGUGGUGCAACUGCAGCUGUUCUCAAGGGAGGGAGACUACCUGCUGGUGGACCUCCGGAAGCCCGCCAUGGACUCCGCCAGCCCCUGUCCUUUGUCCGUCCGAGACUUUCUGGUGUUUAUGAAAGUGGCCAGUUUCUACUCUCCGUCGACCAACCGCAGCGCCCUUCUGUUCUACCCCCCCAUCCAGCCCGGGAUCCCAUCAGACCACAGCGCCUUGGUCACACAUAUCAACACACCCCAAGACUUCUACAUACAGCUGGUGGGCAACAUGGAGUUCCAGCUCCUCAGCUCUAAGCUGCAGACGUGCUACGGCUCCUUGUCGUUGGAAGGGAGUGACUGGGGCCUGCAGCUCUACUGCCCCACUUUGAUGCAGCCCUGCGUUGCCCGUUUCCGCGACAACCUCUGGUACAGGGCCCGCAUCACAGGCAUGCUGGGUGAUAGGAGUGUGGAGGUUCAGUAUGUCGACAUUGGUAAUGAAGGGGUUGUCUCCGUCAGCGACCUGAGGAAGAUCAAGGAUGAGUUCUUCUCCCUCCCUGCUAUGGCAAUCCAGUGUAGUCUGGCUGAUGUGAUUCCUGCUGAUGGGGUCACCUGGAGCCAGGCAUGUUCCGACAGGCUCUCCUCCCUUGUCCUCAACAAGCCGGUCACCAUCCUGGCCAUAGGUGAGAUGCUGUCCAAGCAGCAGCUGGAGGUCCGACUGCUGGAGGGGGGUAUCGGGGGCCCUGAGGUGGACGUGGCGGCGCUGCUGGUCUCUGAACACCUGGCCUGCUUCAGGGACGGAUAUCCAAGCCCCCAGAUCAACAGCGAGAUCGCCAUGUGGAACCCGCCAAUCGACGAAGAGCAGGUGUCCCUAGAGCCACGCCCCCAGCCUCCUGUCAGUCAGGACUCAGAACCCUGCCCCCAGCUACAGCUGCCCACCGUCCUGACGAACAUCGAGGUGGCGGUCACCCACUUCACCUCGCCCGGCAGCUUCUUCGUCCAGCUGGCCCAGAACGAGGCGUUGUUCGAACGGCUGUCUGAGCGUGUCCAGCAGUUCGCAGAGGCCUCUGAUUUCAUCGACAUGGUGUGGAAGGAGAACAUGUUCUGCGCUGCACUCGUCAAUGGAGUCUGGGAGCGAGCUCAGAUCCUCACCGACGUCUCCUCCGAUAACAUCGCUGAGGUGCAGCGCUGUGACUUUGGCAGCAGGGUGAAGCUGCCUGUGAGCAGCCUGCGACCACUGAAGCCCGCCCUGCAGGGCUCCCUGGCCCUGGAGUGUAAACUGGCCGACAUAAGGCCAGCAGGGGGUCCUAACUGGACGGCCACAGCAUGCAACUUGUUUUCCUGCCACCUGGACAAAGCCCUGUUAAUGAUGACCAUCAAAGAGGUGACGGAGGAGAGGCCAUUGUCUGUCGUUCUGUCGUCCCUCAAAGUCGGAAAAAAAGGGAACCUUGCUCACCUUCUGGCAAGCCAGGGUGUUGCGCUCAAGGAGAGGAAACCCAGUGAGGCUUCAAAGGCCCAGGCAGCAGCUGAAAAUCAGGGAGGGGGCGACACACAAAACAAGCGCCCCACAACUGCUCCGCAGCCAACAUCUAUUGCACUUCCAAGCCUCACCCCUCGCUUCUCAUCCCAUGCAGACUCCGAUCUGAAGCCGGCUCCCCGCACCUAUCAGUCCGCUGAGAAGGUGAGGACCGAGCUGUACAAGGCUCCAGACCUGCCAGGACCGGGUCACAGCAGGAUGAGAGUCUCUGCUGUCGGGGAGGACUGCCUCAUCUACCUCCAGACAAUACACGCAGAGAGCCAGCUGGAGGUGCUGAGGACUAGGAUCGAGGGCAGGAUGAAGGUGGUCCCCCAGAAGAAGCCCUACACCUGGAAGUCUGUGCUGGGCUGUGCCCUGAUGGGCAUUGACAUGCUCUGGUACCGAGGACAGGUCCUGGAGGUGCUCAGAGAGAUGGUCAAGGUGCGCUACGUGGACUAUGGCUUAGUGGAGAAUGUCCCUGUGGUGCACGUGUACCCUAUGCUGCUCUGUGAGGAGGUUCCUCAGCUGUGCAUGCCCUGCCAUCUCAACGCCGUCAUCCCAGUGGGGAGGGCAUGGGAGAAGGAUGCGGUGGGUCUCCUCAAAGAGCUACUGAUCAAUCGAACCGUGGACGUGCAGGUCUUGGAGGUGCCAGGAGACCCUCGCAGAGUCCUGACGGUAGAGAUCUUUCUGGACGGACUGCCGCUGAGCAAGAUCCUCUGUCACCAUCACCAUGCCAACAUGGACAUGAAGCUCCUCAGCCAGCAGGUCGCGACCGCAACACCAUGCCUGCCCAACCUGGACCAUUGGGAACUCUCUCUGCAGGGACUCUGCAUCCCUGAGAAGCCCCCGCUGGGGCCCUUCACCUACUCCUCCCUGCCACCCGAGGGUUCUCAAUUUAGGGUUACGGUCAAACACAUCUGCACCCCGAACGAGAUGUUCAUAUGGGUGAUGGAGAGCGGCAGGGAUUCGGAUGUGAACGGCCUGGACGAGAUGCUGUCCAGUGUCACCGCCGAUGUGGCCCAGCUGCCUCGCCUGUCCUCCUUCCCUCUGGGAGGGGCUUGUCUGGCUGAGUAUGGAGACGGGAUGUACUACCGGGCCAGGCUGAUGGAGUUCUCCAGCCUGGACCCGGUCAGGAUCAUGGUACAACACGUUGACUACGGUUCAGACGACAUCCUGCCCACCAACAAGCUGAGGGCAAUGCCGGAAGAGCUCCUGAGGUUCCCCGCCAGGGCUGUGAAGGUCAAGGCUGCAGGGUUUAGGCCACCCAAGGUUCGCCCUGACAUCCCCGCUCUGCCCUACGCACCCCAGUGGACCAUAGAGGCUCUGGAUCAGAUGCUGAAGCCUCUGCAUGGCAAGCUCACCGCCACGGUUCUGACUCUGGAGCCAGAGCCAACGCUCCUCCUGUAUAACGAGAGGGGGGAGCUGGUGCACCUGCCGUUAGUGGCCAGCGGGCUGGCUGACGCAGAUGGCGUCACCCCUGGUCCUCCCUCCCUGGUCACCCCUGGUCCUCCCGCUGCUACCCCCAGAACCCUGGUUAUGGCCCCCAGCUUCUGUAAGAUCAUAGACUGAAUGGGGGCCAUUAUUCAAUCUUUCUGCCGCUGGUUCUGCUGAUGUUGAAUUCUGUUGUUUUUUUUUGUUGCCGUUUUAACAAUGUUCAUUUUCUUCGAAAAAGCAGUUAUUGUUUGAUGCCUUUUAUAUUAAAGUGCUCAGAUUUAAUUUAC
Gadus morhua (Atlantic cod) is the source of this 5448-nucleotide messenger RNA. RefSeq names its product ring finger protein 17 (gene rnf17). The record is from RefSeq and is a predicted model, not a curated record. Bases 56 to 5296 code for a protein of 1746 amino acids. The transcript is spliced from 37 exons. NCBI's taxonomy places the organism in Eukaryota, Metazoa, Chordata, Actinopteri, Gadiformes, Gadidae.